Molecule: messenger RNA, 5968 nt
Organism: Enhydra lutris kenyoni (northern sea otter)
Lineage: Eukaryota; Metazoa; Chordata; Mammalia; Carnivora; Mustelidae
Gene: SLC67A2
Product: major facilitator superfamily domain containing 9
Exons: 7
Coding region: 524-1765 (413 amino acids)
Biological process (GO): transmembrane transport
Molecular function (GO): transmembrane transporter activity
Source: RefSeq, a predicted model, not a curated record
UUUUAAUUUGUUUAAGAAGAACAAAUUAAGAAGGAAGAUGAAGAUGGCCCUCUAGGCCCCUUUUGGUUAGCAUUGUAAGAUGGUGCUAAGACCUAUGAUUUCAAUCCCUUCUUUCCUCCAGAUACAGAGAUUCAUAUUUUAUUUCAUCAGCUGUAGUGAGGUCUCAUUCAUUGUUACUGAGGCAGUUUGUUGAUCAAGAAAUAUUUAGGUUCCUACCCUGAAAAAGAUCCUGAAACUUUUUAGUAUGUUCAUCAGUUUUUGUUGAGAGAUGUAGAUGUUCCAUGAAAGGUUUAAGUGUCCCCUCUCGCCUGAUUUCCUUAUAAACAGUUACAAGCACAUGACCAGUUGCCACAUUCAAAAUACAUUCAAAGCCGGUGGUUUUGAAGAAACUGCAGAUUCACAGCAAGAGAGGAGUUGCCUUUUCUGGUGUUAUUAUUCCCAUUUUUUGCAGAUGACAGCACUGAUGCUUGGUGACAUUAAGUAACUUUUCAAGCACACAUGCUUAGAUUUGUUUGGUGUCAGCAUGGUCGUCCCUUUACUGAGCCUUCAUGUCAAGUCUCUUGGAGCAAGUCCAACAGUUGCUGGAAUAGUAGGCUCCUCCUAUGGCAUUCUGCAGCUCUUUUCCAGCACACUGGUGGGCUGCUGGAGUGAUGUGGUUGGAAGACGGUGUUCCUUGCUGGUGUGCAUUCUGUUCAGCGCCCUGGGUUAUCUGAUUCUUGGAGCAUCCACCAAUGUGUUCCUGUUUGCCCUGGCUAGAGUCCCUGUGGGUAUUUUUAAACAUACCCUCUCCAUUUCAAGGGCUCUGCUUUCUGAUGUGGUUGCAGAGAAAGAACGGCCACUAGUAAUUGGACAAUUCAAUGCGGCAUCUAGUGUGGGCUUCAUCUUGGGCCCCAUGGUUGGUGGAUAUCUUACGGAGCUAGAAGGUGGAUUUUAUCUGACAGCCUUCAUCUGUUUCUCUGUCUUCAUCCUCAAUGCUGGUCUGGUUUGGCUGUUUCCCUGGUGCGAAGCGAAACUCUCCAGUGCAGAGAAAGGCCAGCCAGCGAGAAGGAACUCUGCACCCUGGGGGAGAAGAGAUGGUCACGGGCAGGAAACCGCCACCCCUCCCCGGAGCACAGUCCGCACCAGACCUGCCAGGCCGCCCUGGCUGGAGUUCGCAUCCACACUGCGCGACAUGAAGAGCCUGAUAUUUUCCGAGAUGUGGGACAUCUUCGCCGUGCGCUUGCUGAUGGCAGUAGCGGUCAUGCUCUACUACAGUAACUUCGUGCUGGCGCUGGAGGAGCGCUUCGGGGUGCGGCCGCGGGUGGCCGGCUACCUCAUCAGCUAUGGCAGCGCGCUGGGCGCCCUGGCCGGCCUGGCGCUGGGGCCCCUGCUGCGGCUAUACCGGCACGACGGCCACGCCCUCCUGCUGCACUCGAACGCGCUCACCUGCCUGCUGCUGCUGCUGCACGCCUCCGCCCGCUCCGUGCCUGUGGCCGUGCUCUGCUCCUCGCUGCUGGCCGUGUCCACCGCCGUGGGCAGGACCUGCAUCACCGACCUGCAGCUGGCCGCGGGCGGGGCGCAGGCCAGCGGCACGGUCAUCGGCGUGGGGCAGUCCGUGACGGCCGUGGGCCGGAUCAUCGCCCCACUCCUCUCCGGGCUGGUGCAGGAGGUGAGCCCGUGCGGACCCCCCAGCCUGGGGGCUGUCCUGGCCCUCGUGGCGAUUUUCCUAAUGUCACUCAACAGAGCCCGCUAUGGUGGUGCGAGUGACAAAUUAAAACGUGAGUAGAGUAGAACUGGACAGAAGAAACCAACUCUGAGGCCAUGAGGAAGGGACAGCGGCCAGGAAGGGCGGUUUCCUAGCAGGUGUGCUUCUUUGGGAGACUCCCAGGUCCAGCCUGCGGGGUGAUCAGAAGUCAGAGCCUUGUCAAAGGGGAAAGUAUUAAACCUUAUGUAGAAGUCUCCUCUUCAAACCCUGCUGGUGGGGUUCAGAUUUUCCAGGGGGAAACACUACCACCUUCAGGACGGGAAGGUGGUGGUGAGAUAACAGAAGGUGAUAGGCCCCCCGCUAAGUAAAAACAGGGUAACCCAUUAAUAAAGUGAUCUGCUGGGACACAGGCUUCGUGUCACACUGCAUAAACCAAGGGUUUUUUGUGCUAUCAGAAGCCUAGAGAUUGAAUAAGCCACUUUUUUGAAAUUAGCCUGUACCUUUCUCAAGUCCUAACAAGGUUCUACCUGGGAAGCUGGGGAAAGAUCACACGGCUGCCUCAGCCCCCAGACACUGGUUCUGGGGGCCCAGGGGAGGCCCAGAAACCUAUAUUUAAUAAGCAACACUUGCACUUCCUCAUGGAGGUAGAAAAAGGAUCAUUCAGAGACAUACAGGUUUGGAUUCAAGUCAAAGCCAGAGACUUGAUUGUGUUUAUUGAUAGCUAACUCAGUUUGAAGUAUUAAGAUUAUGUGAUCCCGAAACGCUACCUUCUCCCCAGCUCUUGGCAGUCACGCUCCAUAAUAGGAGAAGCAGGUUCAUGGAGCCUGUCCCCUAUGUCUAUUGCUUCAGAGGCCCUGUGCUCUGCAGAGAGCUGAGGUUGUCAGUGUGGCUAGUUCUCCCUAGAUAUCAGGCAUGAACUGCUCCCAGAAGCCAGGGCUCCAUUGGGCUGCAUGGGUUGGAUGAUGGUAGAACACAGUGGAGAAGACAAAGUACAGGAAUCCCUUUAAGAGGAACAUCUCGUGCAGGUAAGAGAGUCAGUUGCCAUGCCUCAUGAGACAGACUUAACUACAGUGUCUUAUGUUGAAAGUCAUUUCUUUUCUCUCACUUUAAUAUCAUACCUGAGAACAAAAGAGCUACACACUGAUCUACAGGGAAAUGCCUUUUCCUAGGCCUAGGUUUAAUGGUCAUUCCAAAAGUAGCGUGCCAGGGUCCAACUGGGAGGCUCAGAGUGAGGGUUAGCACAAAAACACAGGGAAGCAUUUGUGUGAUUCUUGCUACUUGGAUGAUGUCACCUAUUAAUAAUAAUUAUAUUGGAGCCCCCUCUCUUUUCCUCAUGCAAACUACCGAAGUUCACAUUCCUCUCAUUCUUUUUCAUUGGUCCACUGGAAAAUUACUCCUGUUUUCAACCAACACACAUAUAAUUGUAAAUGUAUUGUAUGUAAAGCAGGAAAAAAAAAAAAGUUUCUCUAGUUUUAGAAGUUGUGUAUGGGUUAAACCCAAAUGUUUAAGAUAAUUGGAUGUUUGAAGAUUGUCCUUUCUCCUAUCUAGCUACAAGGAAAAUACUAACUUUUUAUGAAGUGUUGUGAUUGUGUUAAGAAGUGUUGUGAUUGUGAAGCGCUAAGUGCUUUUGAGGAAAGCAAAAUAUAAUACAAAAUGGUGUGGCCCUUAAGGAGCACACCAAAUCGGCAUAGAGCUUAGACUCAAAGGACAAGAAGUAAUCAAGGGUUUAUGCAAUGAAGUCGAAUUUCUCUGAAGAUUAUCUUUUCUGUGCACUCAGAAACAGGCAAGUUUCUUAGACAUUCUUUAAUGUAGUCAUUAUUAAAUUUUUGAAAUCCUAGCACUUUAUUUUUGAGGUUAAAUAAUGCCUAUAAAUUUAUUAAGGCUUUACAGUUACCAGAUAAAUGGGAAUGAAAACCAGGGUUGAUCUUCAUAUAGAGAGAGGAGAAACAUUUUUGCUCUUGUCCAUACUCAUGUGGGGUUUUUUUAGAUAAAUAUUAUGCAGGCAUACCUCAUUCCAUUGCAUUUCAUUUUAUUGUGCAUUGCAGAUACUCAUUAUUUUUUUUUUUAACCAGUUGAAGGCUUGUGGCAACCAUGUGUUGAAAAGUUUAUUGGCACCAUUUUUCCACCAGCAUUUGCUCACUCUGCGUCUGUGUCACAUUUUGGUAAUUCUCACAAUAUUUCAAACUUUUUCAUUAUAUUUGCUAUGGUGAUGUGUGAUCAGUGAUCUUUGAUGUUACUGUUAUAAUUGUUUUGGGGUGCCAUGAACCACACCCUUAUAAGGGGGUGAAUUUAAUCCAUAAGCGUAUGUGUUCCAAGAGCCCCACCAACUGGCUGGUCACCCACCUCUUGCCCUCGCCUUGGCCCUCUCUCUAUUUCUUGAAAUGCAAAAAUAUUGAGGUCAGGCCAGUUAACAACCCUACAGUGGCCUCUUAAGUGUUCAAGUGAAAGGAAAUGUCAGCCGAUGUGGCAAACUUCCUUGUUGUCUUAUUUUUAAAAAUUGCCACAGCCACCCUAGCCUUCACCAACCACCACCCUGCUCAACCCUGAGAAAAGACCCUCCACCAGCAAAAAGAUUGCCAGUUGCUGAAAGCUCAGAUGGUGGUUGGCAUUUUUUAGCAAUAAAGUCUUUUUAAUUAAGGUAUGUACAUUGUUUUUUAGACAUAAUGCUACUGUAAAUUUAAUAGACUAUAGUAUAGUAUAAACAUAAUUUUUAAUGUACACUAGGAAGCCAGAAAAUUCAUUUGACUCACUUCAUUGCAAUAUUUAACUUUAUCGCGGUGGUCGGGAACCAGGCCACAGUAUCUCUGAUGUAUGCCUAUACCUCUUCUUAAAAUGUCUGAUGUGUGGAUAUUCCGAAGUGUGUUCCAGAACCAGCAGCGUCCACAUUCCCCUGGAGCUUGUUAAACAUGCGCUCACACCCCGGCACGGACCUGCUGGGAACCAUUCUCAACAAAAUCCCCAGCUGCUCUGUGUGCACAGUACACUUUGAUAACCACUGGUCCGUAGACAGUUUUUGUAUAAUUUAUGGACUAUGAUCUCAGGGAAAUUAAAUCUGCUCCACUAAAGUUUGCAUUGUUUUGUUUUUGAGUCCCUGAGCAACUUCCAUAAUAAUGUCCAAAGUAUUUAGGUUGAGCCACAUGAAAUUGCUACUUUUCUAGGUCAAAAUUACCUGCAGUUUCACAUAGUUCAACUUGAUAAUAUAUGGAAUCUUAUUUUAGGGGCAUUGAACUUGCCUCAGAAGAUUAUAAAGGAUAUUGCAUCCUUUCAGCAUUAUACCAGCCCCAACUGCUAAGUUUUGUGAAUGAGCCUCAGGGUUUUGGGUUCUAGAAGACUUUGGAGGGAUAGUAUACCUCUGCCUUCAUGUCCAGAGAGGUGAGCAGAAAUCAGAAAGGGAGUGGGGCAUGUUUGGCCAGGGCAGUAACAUGGGCAAGGCUCUAAAGCCCAAGUGUGUGGGUCAAAAGUUAUGCCUGCAGCAAACAGAAGGGGCAAGAAUCAGUGGUUCUGGCUUCAUAGUAGAGUCACCUGAUGCCCAGAGCCUGCCCUAGACCUCUAGAACCAGACUCCAGAGUGCCCCAGAGGUGAGAGUCCCUGAGUUAGAUCGUGAAGGAAUUCAUGGACCAUGCUCAGGAGUGAGCUUUUAUUCCCACAGCUGAGGGGGAGCCACUGAAGAAUUCAUGCUGGUGAAUGCUCCGUGCACUUGAUGUUAAAGAUCCCUCGAGGGCAGUCAUCCAAGGGGAAUGGGAGGGAGAAGUCACAGGCACUGAGGGCAUCAGGUAGGGCACGAAAUCUGAAAGGCCUGGGGACCGUCAGCUUGUGACCUCCGGGGAGGCACUGGGUGGCAGAGCUUAGAUAAGGUUAGCUAGUAAUGAGUAUUGAGACAUUCUGCCCCGUCCUCCGUUAGCUGUAAGAGAACAUGUGUGGGCAAUUAUGAGAGAUUGUUCUCUGCAUGUCCUGAAUAUUAGGAGACAUGUUUUCUGUGGGACACUUUUAUAAGAAGUUUAGACACCUGUGGGGGAGCCCCGGGGGAGUCAAUCCGCUUAGGGGAAAUUUCCGGCUUUGGGGCACCUGCUAGAAGGGAUAGCUUUUUAUUUGGAAUGUAUAGUAAAAGCCAGCAUGGUGAUUUCCCAUGUCCUAUUCCCUCUGGAAACCUUAGCCUUCCAGAAAUCUCUGAAAUAAGAUUCCCACAGAUCUAGCCAGGAUGAUGUAUAACGUAGCUCUUCUCAGAACAGGGUGAUGGACUGAGAAAAAUUGUUUUUCUGUCCUAAAAUUGUAUUUUCCCAAAGA